ACAUUUGAUGGGAUGGUAGCCCACGCUUGCAUACGCCCACUUGGACGGCCAGCAACUAAAAAUAAACCUUGGAACACUGAAUUUAUUAAACCAGUUGAUGAAAUGGUUCAAUACUUGGACAGCGAUGAACAAGUAAAGCAGGGAUACCAUGUGGCUGAUGUUUUAUCCAAGGCUUGCUUUGUAGCUGGUGAUGAAGCAAUUUGUAAUAAAUAUCAAGAAAAUGCUCAUCGACGGAUUAAAAAAAAUGAUGAAAACAAUAAGUUCAUGACUGUGUCCAAACAAAUAGAAGACAGAUUUAGAAAAGUUUAACAUAAUAAAUCAACAAAAGCAAUGUUAUCUCGGGUUUGCAAAUUUACAACAUGAAGAGAGCAAUCUACAGAGGUGCAACCAUCUUUAUUUCAGCCAUCGGUCGAUUACAUUCACUACAAGCAUCAUCCUGCUUUGAUAUCAUUGAUGGAUUGGAAGAAAAAGGCAAAUGCAGUGAAAAAGUGGCAGACCAACUCCGGUUCAUGGUGGCAGUGGCUUGUGAGUUUCGCGCAAAAGUUUAUCAUUCGAAGGGACAGCAAGAUGAUGAUUUUAUGGAAGGUUUUUUUGGUGAAGAACUUAUAUCUGGUUUAAUUAAAAUUGUUGGAAAACAAAGUCUUGUAUCUUUCACCAUGAGUGUAAUGUUCAUGCAACAAUCACUAAAAGAAUGUACAGCAGAUUACAGUACAUGGUCAUUAGAAUGGCUUGUUAUGCCGGAUCCUGUUGAUCUUAAAAUACCUACUUUAACUAUUCUCGGGUUAUAUAAAGAUGUGUUAGAAUUUAUCAAACAAACAAUUUCCUCAUCACAACUCGGUGAAGUGCCGUUUGAUAAUAAUGCUGUUAGAAUUGCAUUUAUACGCAAGGAAUACGAUCUGGUUAUUGAUAUUUGUUCAAAAGUUAACCAAUCGAAGCUUACAGACGAUCAGAAAUUUGAAUACAAAGUGUGUGAGUUGGCCAGCAUUGUAAAACGAUCAUACAACGAGGAGACAAAAUCUUUUGAAGGUUCAAGACCAGAAGUUGAAGCCAAGGUCCAGGAAUUGGAAGAAAUGUCAAAAAUCAUUGAACCAAGCAAAGAUAUGCUGCUUUAUAGCCUUUUAACAUACUCGGAAACAUUGUUGUUGCUCAACGAUGGUAGAUUUUCCAACAUUCACACACUUUGGAAAAAGCUCUUAAAAUUAAAGAACCUUCCCUAUGAUAAGGAAACCCUGGAGUUGUGUAAUUAUGCCCGAAUUCUGAUAAACAAUAGAAAGCCCACAGAAGCAUUGAAACUACUGGAUGAAGCCAAACAAAUAAUGGAACCGUACAAGAACACAACAACAUUGGUGCACAUGGCUCUAUAUGGUGCAUAUGCAGGUUGCUACCAUAAUACUGGCAGAUAUUAUGAGGCAUUGAUAUGUUGGUUGGAAUUUGCAAGAAUCUGUAGGAAAUUUAAGCAACCAAUACAUGAUAAGGAUAAACAGGGGGUAAAAAGUAUAUUUGAACAAUUCAUAUUCCAUGGCUCCCUGAACUUGUGUGAAUCUGCUGAAACACCGAUAAAGAAUGGAAAACCCACAGAAGCAUUGAAGUUACUGGAUGAAGCCAAACAGUUAAUGCAACUGUACAAGAAUACAACAACGUUGGCGCACGUGCUCUAUAUGGUGCAUAUGCAGGUUGCUACCAUAAUACUGGCAGAUAUUAUGAGGCAUUGAUAUGUUGGUUGGAAUUUGCAAGAAUCUGUAGGAAAUUUAAGCAACCAAUACAUGAUAAGGAUAAACAGGGGGUAAAAAGUAUAUUUGAACAAUUCAUAUUCCAUGGCUCCCUGAACUUGUGUGAAUCUGCUGAAACACCGAUAAAGAAUGGAAAACCCACAGAAGCAUUGAAGUUACUGGAUGAAGCCAAACAGUUAAUGCAACUGUACAAGAAUACAACAACGUUGGCGCACGCGACUAUAUGGUGCAUAUGCAGUUUGCUACCUUAAUACUGGCAGAUAUA
This is a messenger RNA of Ciona intestinalis (vase tunicate), 1995 nucleotides long. Lineage: Eukaryota; Metazoa; Chordata; Ascidiacea; Phlebobranchia; Cionidae. The record is from RefSeq and is a predicted model, not a curated record.